Molecule: messenger RNA, 518 nt
Organism: Arabidopsis lyrata subsp. lyrata
Lineage: Eukaryota; Viridiplantae; Streptophyta; Magnoliopsida; Brassicales; Brassicaceae
Product: extensin-2
Exons: 1
Coding region: 31-462 (143 amino acids)
Biological process (GO): plant-type cell wall organization
Molecular function (GO): structural constituent of cell wall
Source: RefSeq, a predicted model, not a curated record
UAACAAAACAAAGAAAUAAGAAGAGUAGUAAUGGGUGUGAUGAGAUCCUUAAGAACGAUGGGAUUAUGGCACUGCAUGGUCUAUGUUGUGGUCCUAAGUUCUAUUGCGGCUACAGUGACAUCAUACCCUUACUCAUCCCCUCAAACCCCAUCUUACAAUUCUCCCGGCCACAAACACAAAGGCCCUAAGUACGCGCCACAUCCAAAACCAUAUGUUUAUAGCUCUCCACCCCCACCAUACUACUUCCCUUCUCCAAAGGUUGACUACAAGUCCCCACCACCACCAUAUGUCUACAGCUCCCCACCCCCACCGUACUACUCUCCUUCUCCAAAGGUUGACUACAAGUCCCCACCACCACCAUACGUCUACAGCUCCCCACCCCCACCGUACUACUCUCCUUCUCCAAAGGUUGACUACAAGUCCCCACCACCACCAUACGUCUACAAGACGCCUUACUAUUGAUUAUGAACUGUUUCAUAAAAAAGGAAUACGAUUGCAAUAAUUUAUUUUUUUGAUUA